Molecule: messenger RNA, 2014 nt
Organism: Sorghum bicolor (sorghum)
Lineage: Eukaryota; Viridiplantae; Streptophyta; Magnoliopsida; Poales; Poaceae
Product: alpha-taxilin
Molecular function (GO): syntaxin binding
Source: RefSeq, a predicted model, not a curated record
CAUGGACUGACCCAGUGACCCUAGACCUUCGCGUUCUCGUUUGCGAGCCCCAAAAAUUCCUCCCCCCCCAAAACCCCCCGAACAAGAGAGAAUUCGGUGAAAGGAGGAGGGCAGCGGCGCCGGCGUCCACCUCGCAGCACCGGCGAGCUAGCCGCGGCAUCCAUGCUCGCGGGGAUCUGAACUAGCCGCCGCUGCCCCAUCGCGCCGACGACUGCGGCGCCGGCGUCCUCUCCUCAUAUCCCAUCCAUCCAAAGCACUCAUUUCUCCGUUUCCCACUUCCGAAACGCCACCUAAAAAGAGAGGGAAAGGAGAGCAUCGCAGUGACACACGCGCAAUGGAAGGCUCGCCGGUGACGCGCCUCCCGGAGGCUAACACCCUACCCGACGGCUUCGUCCCCGACGUCGAGAGCUCAGGCACGGACGCGGCUUCUCCCUCCUCCGCGCCCAUUGCUGCUGAUGCGCUCGACUCCGAUAUCCCCGCCGCGACCAACCCCGGCGGUGAGGAAACCCUAAGCGAUCUCUCCCUUCCUGCGUCCGCCGCCGAAGAUGCCUCCUCGGCCGCCGCUGCUGAAGCCUUGGGCACACUUUCUCUGGCCGCUGCUGCGGAGCCGGAACGCGCUCUAGGGGAGCACGGACCCACCGGCGCUGCAAGAGGUGAAGAAACCUUGAAGGAGAACUGCGCAUCAGAGCAAGUGGGUGCUCCAACUGCUCAAAAGGGGAGCGGUGAACCAAAACGCAAGGUUGGGAAGCGUAGCAAGCUCGAGAGGGACAGGGAGUUGUUUGAACUGGCCCAGCAAUACCACAAAGUGGUUGCAGAAAGGGAUGCAGCCAUUGUAGUCAAAGAAAAACUAGAAUCUCUUUGUAGGGAAUUUCAGCGUCAAAACAAAACGCUAAAGGAAGAGUGCCAAAGGGUAUCGACGGAGGGACAGAACAUGCGUAUGGCAUUGUCUGAAAAAUUUGAUAACGCCAUAAAGGGUGUCAGUGCCAAGCUUGAGGAGCAGAGAGUUUUGUCCAUUGCUCAGCUAGAAGAGAACAAUAUGUUGAGAAGUAAACUCAAUGACCUUGCUGAUCAAUAUAGCAUUACUCAGCAGAAAUAUGCUCACCAAUUGAAAGAGAAAACGCUGGAACUUGAGCUAGCUGAUCUGAGACUUCAACAAAAUCAAGAGAAGGCUGCUCAGGAACAUACCCAAAUGCAGUUGUAUGCUGAGCAAGUUGCUCAGCUUAUGACUACUGAGAAGAACCUGCGGUUGCAACUAGCUUCUGAUGGAGAUAGAUUUCAGCACUUUCAGGAUGCCCUGUCAAAAAGCAAUGAAGUCUUUGAAACUUACAAGCAGGAGAUGGAAAAGAUGAUUUCAGUGAUAAAGAAUCUUAAGAAGGAGAAUGAAUUUCUGAAGGGAAAAUGCGAGAACUCAGAUUUUGCUCUUGUGAAGCUCAUUGAAGAGCGCGAGCUAACGAAGAAGCAACUAGAGAAACUAAAAAAUCAAAAGGAGAAGCUUGAAUCCCUGUGUCGAUCACUACAGGCUGAAAGGAAACAAGGCCUCCGCCAGUAUCCCAGAUGCCCCUUCUAGCCAAGAAGAUGUGUCAGCGACAAGUCAAGAAUCUUAGCACUUAUGUGCUUGUCAAUACACCGUUGGUGCCAGCUACAGCUUGCCGAGAUUUCUGAAGCCUGAGAAAUGAAUAUGUUACUUGUAUCCUGUUUUGCUUGUGUUUGCGGAAGUUCUGGGCACAUUUAACACACACUCAGCUGUCAACCUACUGUCCACCUCAGGCCUUUUGAUACUGUAGCUAGAGCCUAGAGGUGCAUUCCUCUACAAGUAACUCGGUAUUGUUACCAAAGCAUAUAAGCUGUCAGCUGUUCCUUUUCUUGUUUUCGUUUGAGACAAAGGCUGUUGCUUUGUGGGUGUGUUGAUUCCUCUAAUCUUUUGUUCCUGUUUUGGCCUUAAUAAAUGGCCAUUUUGUACCAUGCUUUCUCGCAACUAUUGUGUUCAAAAUUAAAACAGCUUUAAUUUUGGAUA